Rattus norvegicus (Norway rat) is the source of this 5052-nucleotide messenger RNA. It is a transcript of the gene Xrn2, whose product is annotated as 5'-3' exoribonuclease 2. NCBI's taxonomy places the organism in Eukaryota, Metazoa, Chordata, Mammalia, Rodentia, Muridae. Gene Ontology annotation, molecular function: 5'-3' exonuclease activity; identical protein binding; nucleic acid binding. Gene Ontology annotation, biological process: RNA metabolic process; termination of RNA polymerase II transcription; spermatogenesis. Gene Ontology annotation, cellular component: nucleolus; nucleus; nucleoplasm. The record is from RefSeq and is a predicted model, not a curated record.
ACAAACUCUUAAAGAUUUAUUUAUUUUAUGUGUAUGAGUACACUAUAUCCAUCUUCAGACACACCAGAAGAGGGCAUCAGAUCCCAUUACAGAUGGUUGUGAGCCACCAUGUGGUUGCUGGGAAUUGAACUCAGGACCUCUGGAAGAGCAGUCGGUGCUCUUAACCACUGAGCCAUCUCUCCAGCCCUGGACCCAAACUCUUAAGAAGGAACUAUUUCCAAUUAAAAUGGGAAUUUUCAUCAUAGAAAAAAUAUUCUAGAACAAACACAUAUAUAUGCACAUAUAUAACUAUUCUUAAACAUAGGCUAAGUUCCACAGUAGCAUUCAAAUGAAGUCAUUAAACCAUUGAGGGAGGGACAACAUUUACUGCCUGACAGGUAGCAGAGAAACCCUUUACAGAGGCCUCUUAAGGUGAGCCUUUGUCAUUGAGUGUGAUUUGUCAGGCCAAGGGGGAUUCAGGGAAGAGACUUUCAGGCUUGAGCAAAUGGGCACGAAUACCUCCUCUUUCAAGACUUUUUUUUCAUAAGCUUCGGGUGGGGUGGGGGAUAGACAGGGCACAUUUGAAGCCACCAGAAAACAAGGGUUAAAAAUACGUUGGUUUGAGAGCAGAGGAUUAAAUGAUCCUUGCUUGAAGUGAAAUACAAGCAGUAUGAAUAAGCAAGUGAUUUAACUCUUUGACAACCUGACUUUAUGUGUUAUGCUUUACAAAAAAAUGGUACAGCAAAACCACAGAAUGGGUGGAGUUGUUACACUGUGCCCGACUCAGGCAAACAAUCACUGCCUCAAGGCCCACAGAGAAACAUGCUUCCACAAAACAGCCCCUUCCAGCUUUUACUUUCUUGCCUGCUGUAUGCACUGAAUCUAAUAAUUUUUUUUCCCCUCCCUGUUUGGAGAAUUCUUUCACACUGGAGUCACCAGGAUGACACAGCCAGCCAGCACAGACGGCUCAACUGGUGAUAAGAUAAUUCUUUAGUUCCUUGCCUUAGCACAUCAUAGGUACUCAACAAAUGCUAGAACGUGAUAUUGGGAAAUGUUGAUACACUGAGCAUAGCAACAAGGUUGUUUAACACCAAAUUCUAGCUAGAUUCUGCAACUAUUUAAAGUGACUCGUCGGGUUGAGAGAUGGUUUAGCAGUAAAGCGUUCAUGCUGCUUUUCCAAAGGAGUAGAGUUUGACUUCUGGCAGUCACAGCAGGCAGAUGACAGCUCCAGGGGAUCUGAUGCCUCUGGCCUCCAUAGGUACCAUCACUCGUUCACAUAACCACAUGUAGAUAUACACACAUUCACAUAAUUAAAAAUAAAUCUUAAACGUAUUUUGAAAAGUUGCUUAUGCAAAAGCAGAUUUUAAAAAAAUUUGUAGGACACUUUAUGAUGCUUUUUCAUAGUUCUGCCAGGCACAGUUGCAUUUUAAAAAAAAAUGAGAGAAACCAGGAAAUGGAAACUAGAGUGUAGAUGGUUCUAUUCAGCCCAAGACUGAUUGUGAGAAAGGAAGUCAGAUAGGCCACGCCUUUGCAAAGCCUGACCACACCAGCAAGGAACUGCUGCCGCGGGCCUACUGUGGCCCGUGCUCUGAGGACUACUGCGGGCGAAGGCGUCAGCCCGGAGUCCAGCUCUCAAAGGCUUUAGGUCUCACCACCUACAGCCCGUCCAAACCGGCCACCGCUUGUGCAGUUCAAACGAACUCUCACUUAACCGAGCUCCUUUCCCUGCUUCCCUCGCGGUGGUGGAAUGACGUAACUUCCGGUCGCUGGACGCACGUGGGAGGAAGUGCCCUCGGCUGGCCGCUCCCGCCAGUCUCGUUGGUUACACUCUCCCGCUGCCCGGCUGCUGCUUCGAGCUGCCCGCUGGUCAUGGGAGUCCCGGCGUUCUUCCGCUGGCUCAGCCGCAAGUACCCGUCCAUCAUUGUCAAUUGCGUGGAGGAGAAGCCAAAAGAAUGCAAUGGUGUGAAGAUUCCAGUUGAUGCCAGUAAACCUAAUCCAAAUGAUGUGGAGUUUGAUAAUCUGUAUUUGGAUAUGAAUGGAAUCAUCCAUCCCUGUACUCAUCCUGAAGACAAACCAGCACCAAAAAAUGAAGAUGAAAUGAUGGUUGCAAUUUUUGAGUACAUUGACAGACUUUUCAAUAUUGUAAGACCAAGAAGACUUCUCUAUAUGGCAAUAGAUGGAGUGGCACCACGUGCCAAAAUGAACCAGCAGCGUUCAAGGAGGUUCAGAGCAUCUAAGGAAGGAAUGGAAGCCGCAGUUGAGAAGCAGCGAGUCAGAGAGGAAAUACUUGCAAAAGGUGGCUUUCUUCCUCCAGAAGAAAUAAAAGAAAGAUUUGACAGCAACUGUAUUACACCAGGAACUGAGUUCAUGGACAAUCUUGCUAAAUGCCUUCGCUAUUACAUAGCUGAUCGUUUAAAUAAUGACCCCGGGUGGAAAAAUUUGACAGUUAUAUUAUCUGACGCUAGUGCGCCUGGUGAAGGAGAACACAAAAUCAUGGAUUACAUUAGAAGACAAAGAGCCCAGCCUAACCAUGACCCAAAUACUCAUCAUUGUUUAUGUGGAGCUGAUGCUGAUCUCAUUAUGCUUGGUCUUGCUACACAUGAACCUAACUUCACCAUAAUCAGAGAAGAAUUCAAACCAAAUAAACCUAAACCAUGUGCUCUUUGUAAUCAGUUUGGACACGAGGUCAAGGACUGUGAAGGUUUGCCCAGAGAAAAGAAGGGGAAGCAUGAUGAACUUGCAGAUAGUCUUCCUUGUGCAGAAGGGGAGUUCAUCUUCCUUCGGCUGAAUGUCCUUCGAGAGUAUCUGGAACGAGAGCUCACCAUGGCCAGCUUACCGUUCCCAUUUGAUGUGGAGAGGAGCAUCGAUGACUGGGUGUUCAUGUGCUUCUUUGUGGGGAAUGAUUUCCUUCCUCACUUGCCGUCACUAGAGAUUAGGGAAGGUGCAAUUGAUCGUUUGGUUAACAUAUACAAAAACGUGGUACACAAAACUGGGGACAGUUUUAGAAGACGACAGAAAGAAAAAAGAAAGAGGAUGAAGAGAGAUCAACCAGCUUUUACUCCUAGUGGAAUAUUAACACCUUACGCUUUGGGUUCAAGAAAUUCUCCAGGUUGUCAAGUAGCCAGUAAUCCAAGACAAGCCGCCUAUGAAAUGAGGAUGCAGAGUAACUCUAGUCCUUCAAUAUCCCCUAAUACAAGUUUUGCAUCUGAUGGCUCCCCAUCUCCACUAGGAGGACUUAAGAGAAAAGCAGAAGAUAGUGAUAGUGAGCCAGAGCCAGAGGAUAACGUCAGGUUAUGGGAAGCUGGUUGGAAGCAGCGAUACUACAAGAACAAAUUUGAUGUAGAUGCAGCUGAUGAGAAAUUCCGACGUAAGGUUGUUCAGUCUUAUGUUGAAGGAUUGUGCUGGGUUCUUCGAUAUUAUUACCAGGGCUGUGCUUCCUGGAAGUGGUAUUACCCAUUCCAUUAUGCGCCGUUUGCCUCAGACUUUGAAGGUAUUGCAGACAUGCCUUCUGAAUUUGAAAAGGGCACAAAACCGUUUAAACCACUGGAACAGCUAAUGGGGGUUUUUCCAGCUGCAAGUGGUAACUUUUUACCUCCAACAUGGCGGAAGCUCAUGAGUGACCCUGAUUCUAGUAUAAUUGACUUCUAUCCUGAAGACUUUGCUAUUGAUUUGAAUGGGAAGAAGUAUGCAUGGCAAGGUGUUGCUCUGUUGCCAUUUGUGGAUGAGCGAAGGCUGCGAGCGGCCCUAGAAGAGGUGUACCCAGACCUCACUCCAGAAGAGAACAGGAGAAAUAGUCUUGGAAGUGAUGUUUUGUUUGUGGGAAAAGUUCAUCCACUACACGACUUCAUUUUAGAGCUGUAUCAGACAGGUUCUACAGAGCCAGUAGAUGUGCCGCCUGAGUUGUGUCACGGGAUUCAAGGGAAGUUUUCUUUGGAUGAAGAAGCCAUACUUCCAGACCAAACAGUAUGUUCCCCUGUGCCCAUGUUACGGGACUUGACACAGAACACUGCAAUCAGUAUUAAUUUUAAAGAUCCACAGUUUGCGGAAGAUUAUGUUUUUAAAGCUAUAAUGCUUCCAGGAGCAAGAAAGCCAGCAGCAGUUCUGAAACCCGGAGACUGGGAAAAAUCCAGCAAUGGGCGGCAAUGGAAACCCCAGCUUGGCUUUAACCGGGACCGGCGGCCUGUUCACCUGGACCAGGCAGCCUUUAGAACUUUAGGCCAUGUUAUACCAAGAGGCUCAGGGACUGGUGUUUACAGCAACACUGCACCCCCACCUGCCAAUUACCAGGGGAACGUAUACAGGCCACUGCUGAGAGGUCAAGCUCAGAUCCCAAAACUAAUGUCAAAUAUGAGGCCCCAAGAUAACUGGCGAGGUCCUCCUCCUCUUUUCCAGCAGCAGAGAUUUGACAGAAGUGUUGGAGCUGAACCCCUACUGCCGUGGAACCGAAUGCUCCAAACCCAAAAUGCAGCCUUUCAGCCAAAUCAGUACCAGAUGCUGGCUGGGCCCGGAGGAUAUCCACCCAGACGUGAUGACCAUCGAGGAGGGCGACAGGGAUAUCCCAGAGAAGGAAGGAAGUACCCUUUGCCACCGCCCUCGGGAAGAUACAGUUGGAAUUAGGCUUUUGUAAAGCUUCCCACAUUCCUUUCACCAUUUUACACUUUCAUGCUAUUUGUGGAAAGGUUUCUUUCUCAAGUAGUAGUUUUUAAUAAAACUAUAGUACUUUGUGUAUUUCUUUUAACUGUGUGUAUAUUUUUACUGAUCUGAUCUCACUGUUUUAUGUUGCUUUCUAGAGAUGUGUAUUGCAUAAUACAGUGGGUCUGAAUUUAUUAUUGCUUGUAAACACAUUUGAUGAAAUUAGGAGUCCUGGGUUUUCAUUAUGGUUAAAACUCAAAACAGCUCUAUGCUGAUUUUAAUGCACAUUAAUAAUUAGGUAUGGACAUUUGAACUGCACAUUCUGCAGACUAGAGCAUAUAUUGUUCAACAUUUCUUUGAAAACAUUUCAUUAAAGUACUUGUCUUACAGAAAUUUGUGGACUUUAGUAAAAAAAAUAAAAAUAAAGCUAAACUUUAAAAA